CUUCCUCCUCCUAGUUCUCUCCUCUGGCUGAUGUGCAAGAUCUUGCAGAAGCCAGGGACUUGCUUCUGGGCUUGGCAAAGUGCAUAGGAAGAAGCCGGGACUUCCCGGCUGGGAGGAGGGGGGAAGCUGAAGAUCCCCGGCUUUGGCUCAGCUAAGCAAAGUGGGCAGCUCAGUGCUUGAAAGAGGAUUGUGCUCGCACUAGAGAUCAGUAAGUGGGCGGCUGUGUGAGUGGCCCAGGGUCAUGGGAUAGACUUGAGGAUGAGGCUCGAUUCUAGGGGAGAGCUACGAGACUGCUCUCUCUGUGCGUGUCGCGUGGAGUCUAGAGGCUUAAGCCCAAGAAUCAGAACUCCCAGUGCCUCCUCCCAGUCCUGGAAAAUGACAACUUCUACUGAGGGAAAUUUGCACAGACUCUCCUUUCCUGACCGCUCUUCCCAGGAAAAUGUGCUACUGAAUCAGACAGAGCUGGGAUUAGGUGGGGAAAGUGAAGUGUAGCAUUAGCAGAAACUGCAGUCUUGAAUUACGUUCUGUGUGUGCUGGCGUUCUUAUAUCUAUUAACAGAAAUUGUCAGCGAAGUCUGAGGUGAGGGGCUUAAGUGGGGAAGUUGAGACUUUCUGUGACCAAGAGGCUGAGGAGUCCCUAUGUAAGGGAUUAAAUGCAAUAUUUAUCUAAUAAAUAAUAGGUGGGUUUUUUUUUAAAAAAAAAUCACUAAAGGGGAUCAGCAGCCAGGAAGCAUAAAAAUGCAUGAUAAUAAUUAGGAAAAGAAAAUUUCACAUCCAUAGCUUUUUGUAGCCAAAAAUUUCAGGAUGUUUACAAAGUCAUAACAGUGAUGCAGGAAUACUUCAAUUAUCAUUGUACAUUAUUAAUACUGUUGCCGGGCAAGAUCUGUGGUUCUCUGGUCAGCAAGUUCUGGCAAUGAAGCCACUGCCGCUGGUGCAAAGAAUUCUGGGAUGUCUGACAGUGAAAUGGAUGGAAGGACUCACAUUCCAUCUCUACUUAAUGCCCUUUUGUCCAGAAACCGGGUCAUGCAGAUGAGCUACUUGAAAAGUAAAGAACAAGGCUAUGGAAAGCUAAGCAGUGAUGAAGACCUCGAAAUAAUUGUUGAUCAGAAGCAGUCGAAGAUGUGCUUUAUCCCUUCCCAGCGCCUGCCCUUAAGGUUUGGAGAUGUUCUUGAAAGUGAACCAGGGAAAGGCUCUAGGGCUGCAGAUAAGGCUGUUGCCAUGGUGAUGAAGGAGAUACCGAGGGAGGAGUCUGCAGAAGAAAAGCCCCUCCUUACUGUGACAUCACAGCUGGUGAAUGAGCAACAAGAAAGCAGACCUCUUCUGAGCCCCUCCAUCGAUGACUUCCUCUGUGAAACCAAAUCUGAGGCCAUUGCAAAACCAGUAACGUCCAACACAGCCGUGCUGACCACUGGCUUGGAUCUCCUGGACCUGAGUGAACCUGUCUCUCAAACCCAAACCAAAGGCAAGAAAUCAGAGUCCUCAUCAAAGAGCUCAUCCCUCAAGAAGAAAGCCGAUGGCUCUGACCUCAUCAGUGGGGACAGCGAGCAAAGGGCCCAGGCUCUGCGGGGCCCAGAGACGUCAUCCUUAGACUUAGGAGACAUUCAAACACAACUGGAAAAAUGGGAUGAUGUCAAGCUCCAUGGGGACCGAACAAGCAAGGGCCAUCUUCUGGCGGAAAGGAAGUCAUGCUCAUCGAGGACCGGGUCCAAAGAGCUCCUGUGGUCCUCAGAACACAGAUCUCAGCCAGAACUGAGCUCCGGGAAGAGUGCCCUCAACUCCGAGUUGGCUUCCGAGUUGGAACUUGUGGCUCCGGCACAGGCUCGGCUCACCAAAGAGCAUCGCUGGGGCAGCGCUCUGCUCUCCAGGAACCAUUCCUUAGAAGAGGAGUUUGAAAGAGCGAAAGCCGCAGUAGAGUCAGAUACAGAGUUCUGGGAUAAGAUGCAAGCAGAGUGGGAAGAAAUGGCCCGGAGGAACUGGAUAUCGGAGAACCAAGAAGCCCAGAACCAAGUAACCGUGUCCGCCAGUGAGAAGGGCUAUUACUUUCACACCGAGAAUCCCUUCAAGGACUGGCCUGGAGCAUUUGAAGAAGGCUUAAAGAGGCUGAAGGAAGGGGACCUGCCUGUCACCAUCCUGUUCAUGGAAGCAGCAAUUCUUCAGGACCCUGGGGACGCUGAGGCAUGGCAGUUUCUUGGUAUAACCCAGGCAGAGAAUGAAAAUGAACAAGCAGCCAUUGUCGCCCUCCAGAGGUGCCUGGAGUUGCAGCCCAACAACUUGAAAGCCCUGAUGGCUUUGGCUGUGAGCUACACUAACACCGGUCAUCAGCAGGAUGCCUGCGAGGCUCUGAAGAACUGGAUUAGGCAGAACCCAAAGUACAAAUACCUUGUAAAGAACAAGAAGAGCUCUCCAGGCCUCACUCGGCGGAUGUCUAAGUCCCCAGUUGACAGCUCUGUUCUGGAAGGAGUGAAGGAACUCUACCUGGAAGCUGCCCACCAAAAUGGUGACAUGAUAGACCCGGACCUGCAGACAGGUCUUGGGGUUCUCUUCCACCUGAGCGGGGAGUUCAACAGAGCAAUUGAUGCAUUUAAUGCUGCCUUAACUGUUCGACCAGAGGAUUACUCCUUGUGGAACCGUCUUGGGGCAACCCUGGCUAAUGGAGACCGCAGUGAGGAAGCUGUGGAGGCCUACACGAGAGCCCUGGAGAUCCAGCCUGGCUUCAUCCGGUCCAGAUACAACCUGGGGAUCAGCUGCAUCAACCUGGGUGCCUACAGAGAAGCGGUCAGCAAUUUUCUCACGGCCCUCAGUUUGCAAAGAAAGAGCAGGAACCAGCAGCAAGUCCCUCACCCUGCCAUCUCGGGGAACAUCUGGGCUGCCCUUAGAAUUGCACUGUCACUGAUGGACCAGCCAGAACUCUUCCAGGCAGCCAACCUUGGUGACUUGGAUGUCCUCCUGAGAGCUUUCAACUUGGAUCCUUAAAGGAAAAGAAAGAAAUACAGAAUAAUCCCUCAUCUGGUAUUAUACUAAAAAGGGACAAAACUAUUUUGUUAUGAAUUUCAAAAAAAAAAAGAUUUUUUUUUUAAAGGAUAAAGCAGAGAGUCAAAAGGCCGUGGUCAUUUUGCCCAAGAGAACUAACUGAUUACUACAGACAAUACCUGGCCUCUGUUCAGACCCAAAAGCACAAAGUCAAGGUUGGGUUCAAGAGAAGAACCAAGCUUCUCAUGACAAAGAAAGAUAAGGUAACUGUGUACACUCUUCCAAGUUACCAGUGGACUUUGAGUUAUCCUGUCCCCAGUCAUGUGGGGACACACCUGAGGAGCCUGUUCAUGGGACCUGGCAAGACAGUUUGCAGUCAGUGAACUCAGGCUGUCUUCGCCUUUCAUGAGACUGAACAUAUAGUCCGGGCCAUUGGCGCAUGCACACAUACAACCUGACUAAAGGCAGGCGUCGCUUCCCCCUCCUCCCGUUUUAACUUUUACUAUAAGCCUUUGUUAGAGAGAGAGAACUCUGCUGGCAAAAGCAGUUUUUGCACUAAACGUUUUGCUGUUCCCAAUGAAAUCCUGUCUAGGAUUGUACAUAAGCACUUUAAUAUCUUAUUUAUGCCUCACUGAGCUUCCGGUUUGUUGCUCCAGCUUCUAACUUGGGGAGGGGGGGGGCGGGGGCUGGAGGAUUUGAGACAGAUUUGUUAGCUCAAUGGACCAAAUAAAAAAUUCUGAGAGGAGUUUUUUCUUAGCGCAGGGUUUUGAAGGCCCCUUGGCAUAGGAUGUAAAUAUGUUAAACCCAGUUUUCUUUGCUUGCUUUCUGGGACUCUGGAUCUCAGUGGGAAGCAAAAUUGUGCCUCUGCAUUCUCCCUGCAGAAGGAAGGUCGACCUUUUGCGAUUUCUAGUGAGUGUGUGUUAACAUGUUUUCAUACCCGUUUUCCGGCUUUCUAACUGCCCGGCACAAUGGCACUCUGUUUAAACUCUCCCUGUUUCAAAUGGUAUUUCUUAAGCGUGAUAAAUACAUUUUUCCUAAA
This is a messenger RNA of Microtus ochrogaster (prairie vole), 4008 nucleotides long. RefSeq names its product peroxisomal biogenesis factor 5 like (gene Pex5l). The coding region runs from base 948 to 2972 and encodes 674 amino acids. The record is from RefSeq and is a predicted model, not a curated record. Gene Ontology annotation, molecular function: protein binding. Gene Ontology annotation, biological process: protein import into peroxisome matrix, docking. Gene Ontology annotation, cellular component: cytosol; peroxisomal membrane. The transcript is spliced from 16 exons. NCBI's taxonomy places the organism in Eukaryota, Metazoa, Chordata, Mammalia, Rodentia, Cricetidae.